Molecule: messenger RNA, 501 nt
Organism: Phytophthora infestans T30-4
Lineage: Eukaryota; Oomycota; Peronosporomycetes; Peronosporales; Peronosporaceae
Exons: 3
Coding region: 1-501 (166 amino acids)
Source: RefSeq, a predicted model, not a curated record
AUGUCCAGUCCACAGCAGCGCUUUUUGAAAGUCUGGGAACGUACUCAAUACACGCGCGAAACAAGCUGGCCACAUGUAAUCAUGGUGUUGUUUGUCUCCCCACUGCCAUGUUUGAUCAUUACGGUACUCAGCGACGUCAUGCCUCUCGAUGAGCCAUCCGGGGGCAUCAAGGUCAACAAGAUGUUUCAAAUACGACAAUACUACAGCUACGUUGUUAUGAGCUUCCUAUGUGCGCAACAAUUCCGUACUAGUGUGCGAGCACUACCGUACCCGAAUUGGCGGGUGUGGAGAAACACAUUUAUUGUGGCCGGUCUGACCGUCGCUGUUCUUCACGGAUCGGCACUGUGGAUCGGCUUCCCCGUACCAUUCUCGAUCGUCAUUGCGAUGCCAGCCUGGGUAGUUAUCAUCACGAUCUCAAUGGCCAUCGAAUGGCUGAGACCUAUCCAACAGAACCCAGGAACAGGAACCAUGGUGAUCAAUACAAUUAAGGUGUGGCUUUAG